This is a messenger RNA of Hydractinia symbiolongicarpus, 3280 nucleotides long. RefSeq lists its product as uncharacterized. Bases 256 to 2175 code for a protein of 639 amino acids. NCBI's taxonomy places the organism in Eukaryota, Metazoa, Cnidaria, Hydrozoa, Anthoathecata, Hydractiniidae. The record is from RefSeq and is a predicted model, not a curated record. The transcript has 6 exons.
AGUGUUUUUGUUUCCCAUGUUGUGUUACGUGCUGCUUUUUGAUGAAGUGUUUAUCGUUUGUCUUGGUUCAUGUAAAUACAAAACUGUCGUUUACCAUAUUUUAAUUAUUUUAAUUACAUCUUGCUACUUAUUGACCUCAUUAAAGAGAUUAAUUCAUUUCUUUAAUUGUGGCAGACAAUUGAAAAAAUUGCAUCCAUGUAUCUACAAUAGUUUUAAUAUUGAACAGUUUAGAAGAAAAAAGUAAAUAUUAAAAAAAUGAUUUCCUUGCGAAGUUCCUUAUUUCUGCUAAUGUACUUCUCAGGUGCUUUGUGCAGAAGCAUGAAAGACUUACCAUCAGAAUGUUUUGAUGCAGAAGAAAUUGAUGAUAGUACCAGGGCUUUUGAUGUAUUUGAUACCCCUACAUCAAAAGCUAAUGACUUAAAUUUGAAGAAAGGUUGGUACCGAAUUUUAGGAAAAGCUGGAAAUAGUUUAAAGCAAGGGUUCGAGAAAGUUUUAAACACUGGUGAUAGUCCACCAAAUUUUUGCGGCACAGUACACGCUGGUAGUUUGAUGGGAGACCAUCCAACAGAAGAAGAGGGAAUGGUAGAAAUGUCAGUUUGCUUCAGAGACAGAUUUUGUUAUUUUCAUAAUGUAAGAACAUGCGAGUGCAAAAGUAAAAUAAAAAUUUAUGUACGCAAUUGUCGAAAACACUUUAUUUACUGGCUUUCACCUACAAGCUCUAAUCAAAGGUAUUGCACGGGAAGAACUAGUUUAGCUGGACCAAAAGUAGUUAACAAAAUCUCCAAAGCUAUCGAAUGUUCACAGUACACAAUCAUGAAAGACCUUAAUUCACGGGUAUGGGACCAAGUGGGUGAUGUCACUUGUGACCAAAAUGUUGGUUGGUUUCGGUUUGAUAAAGCAUCUGGUUAUGAAAUUUCAUCCAAAUGUACUGUGAAUGCAAAAUCACUUACAAGGAUUGGACAAUCGUGUAGUGCAGAAUUCCGUGGUUGGAUGGUCGACCGCCAUCCCACACUUGAGGAAGGGAGAGUCAGUAGAAGAAUUUGUUUUUCAUAUGCUGCUCAUUGUGUGUGUGAUUUUUUUGGACAAAUAUCUGUGCGGAAUUGUGGUCAGUAUUACGUCUAUCGCCUGCAGAAGGCACCAAUUUGCAAUGCAAGGUAUUGUGGAGCUGCAAAUGGAUCAUUAGCUGCAGUGAAUGAUCCUAAAAAGCCUGCUGUAGAAAAAAACAAAGAUAUCUGCAAAAUGUAUCAAACAUCGUACGAUCCAGAUCGCUUAUGGUCGUACACAAUUCCCACUGUAAACAAAUGCGAUGCAUCCUUUUAUGGUAGAUAUCGUUUUGGGUCUAUCUACACACCAUGGAGUAUUAAGGAAGGGUGCAACACUUCUGACAUGCAUCUAAUCACGCAUAGGUGUGGCUCCACCUACCAGGGUUUCAUGGAGGGUAAACAUCCAGCAGUGGAAGAUGGUUACGUGGAGAGAGUUAUUUGUUUUCAAUCCACGAAAGUUCCUUGUGAGUGUAAGCACACCACUAUUGUGGGCGUAAAGAACUGUGGUAAAUAUUUCGUUUACGACUUUAAAAGUGUGCCAGAGUGCAAUUCAAGAUUUUGCAUGGUGGCUAAUGGAUCUGCAGAGAUCACAAUUGAUCCAGGAAGACCAACGUUAUAUCCCAUACCAGCUCCUGGUUACACUCCACCGCCUGCUGAGAAGGAAGUGAGAGAAGAUAAAAACUCCAGCUUAAUCACAUCAACUACAGUACUGGCCAUCAUCCUCCUCAUCGUAAUCAUUCUUGUCGUUUUGCUUAUCUUUAUCAUUGUCUGCAUGGUGUGGCCUAUAUAUCGUCAGCAUGAACCUCGAGUGCGUCGUGAGUCAUCUGAACUGUCGCAAUUGGUAACACCAGUUGAGGUGGCAUCUGAAGCUAAACCAAGCGGUAGUAAUGGACAGAUCUAUAAAGAGGAAAAGGUUCAAAAUUUCGAGGAAACUCCUAUCCCCCCAUAUCCGUCCGUACCUCCUCCGGAAACCCCAGAUAAAGCCGAGUUACAAGAGGUCGAUUCUGACAUAGAAAUGCAAAAAGGGCCUGGAUCAGAGGACGACUUGAAUACUAUUCCUGAAGAUACAGAAUACAGCGACACUGCUGAAGAAUCUGAUACACUGAUGAAGAGAAAAGACUCAGCAGUUUGAUGUGACCAAAUUGAAGUUCUGUGUUGCAGACAUUUAGUUCUUCGUUUACUGUUUUAGGUUUUAUUCUAGUUCCAUGCGUUUUAUUGUGGAUUUUUUUAUAUUUCGCCCUUUAUUUUAUAAUUUAUUGUAAAUAGUGAAGGGAUAUUUUGAGAUUUUAGGGAAAUAUGUUGCGAUGUUGUAAUGUGCGAUUGAUACAAUAGCAUUACACGCCAAUGUAUUUUUAAUUUGUUUAUCUUUAUGUCAAAAAAUUCAGUAUUCAAAUUAAACAAACAAAAUGGUUUGAUGUUGCUCAAAUGGUGUAUGGCAAAGAAGAGCAACAUUUCAAGUGUAAAUGUUCACUGCAUUUUUUUUUUUUUUUUUUUUUUUUGCUCAUAAGAAUCAUAUCACAUAUUUUUACUGUCAAUAUUUUUUUUGGCUCUGUUCUUACAUAAGCAACGUUAAACCAAAAAUAACACUGGUAAAACAUUCGAAUAAUCAGGGAGUUCUAUUUCGAAUCCUUUGAGGUGACUCCCACCAGUGUGCGUAGUUGCACAGCAUUUUAAACCUCGUCAUAGACGGUCUGCUUAUUGGAAGUAGUUUUUUCGCUUGUAUCCUGGAUUAAAUAAUAUGCCUUGGUUUCAUGUUUUUAGCUUUAAUAUUUUUUGUACAUUUGUUAUUAUAUUUUCCUAAACAAAUGGUAGUUUAUGUGUUUAAUUUCAUUUUAUGUCUUGAAGAAUAAAUGUGAAUCUAAAAUUACUAAGAAACAAUGAUACAGUUAAUCCCUCCUUUUACUAAUGUUUUGUCCAAUCUCUUUCAUGCCAUCACUUUCAUACCAUCUUUUUCACACCAUCUCUUUCAUACCAUCUUUUUCUUCUAAUUCUAUAACAUAUUAAAAAAAAAAUUAAACUUAGCGCUAGAUUUUGCUGAUUAAUUGUUUCCCGUGUGCGCGCGAUCUUUCCUUCGCGCGAUUUUUUUCUGCUCUUGAUUUGUUUAUGUAUAUUUUCGAAAUUUAUUUCAAGAACAUGUAAUGUAAUUAUACAAUUUAAAUGUAUAGUAUAUUUUUAUAAGUAGAACUUUUCGUGUAUGUAGAGAGUUACUUUUGUAGAAAAAUAAUUUUCAAAGAAAA